CCGCACGGACCACCCGGUUUUUCCAACCUUCCUACCUCUUCGCCUUGACAAAGAGCUUCUGGAAUCAACAGCACCAUCUCAACUUACCAUAUUUCUCACCUACUCAGGCACGAGACCGUGUCGUGAUACACACCGAGCUGAAACCGUAACCAAAGAAGAUCGCACCAACUGAUAGACAAACGAACAAGAUGUCUACGCUCGUGGACGAGCUACUCCAGGACUUCGAGGACUCGGGCUCGGAGGCUGGCGACGCCCCGAACGAGGACAGCUUCCUCGGGCUCGAUGAUGGCGAGACCGCCAAAGAGACGUCCGGAAACGGGGCAGACAUGGACUUGGACGAUGGAGCUGACGAGGACGACGAGGAGAUGGGCGGUGUCGACAGCAGCAAACAAGUACCAGAGGAUCCCGAGGAAGCCAAAGCAAGGGUCGAAAAGAUGCAACUCAAGGACGUUAACGAUGUGCGGCAUGUCGCUGGGCUCAUGAAGACGCUGGAGCCAGUGCUUGAGAAAAUCGCAUAUUACCAAGCGCAACCACCAGAGGCACGAGAUGCUAGCAUCGGAAACAUCGAAGACCAUCCCGAAUACAACCUCUUGACCGAGUCGAACCAGCUAUCCACCUCAAUCGACAGCGAGAUUGUGCUUGUACACAAAUAUAUUCGCGAUCACUACUCGGUGCGGUUUCCCGAGCUUGAGACGUUGAUUACGAAUCCUCUCGAGUACGCCAAGGUUGUUGCCAUUCUGGGAAAUGGCCCUCUCGAUUCAAACAACGUCAAGACCUUGGAAACGUCGAAGAACAACAUCUUGAACUCGACGCUGAAGGAGGUACUUGACGGUCCCUCUCUCAUGAUUGUGACACUGGAGGCAACGAGAACGAACGGCCAUGAGAUGUCAGAGGCCGAGCUCGGCCGGGUGAUGAGGGCUUGUAAGAUGGUGGUAGACCUGGACAAAGCCAAGAGGACCCUGACGGAAUACGUGCAAUCGCGCAUGAACAUCUUCGCACCAAAUCUCACCGCUCUCGUCGAGUCUCUGACGGCCGCGCAGCUUCUGAACGGGGCUGGAGGCCUGACCGGGUUGGCCAAGACGCCAGCCUGCAACAUAUCUGCCUGGGGGUCCAAGAAAAACCAAACCAGCGGGAUGGCGACAAACGUGGGCAUUCGCCAGCAGGGCUUCCUUUACCACUCUCCAAUCAUCCGCAGUGUACCCAGCGACAUGAAGAGGCAGGCUAUGCGUAUAGUAUCCGCAAAGGUGGUCCUCGCCGCCAGGGUAGACUGUGCACACUCAAGUCCGGAUGGCUCAGCUGGUGAGGACUUCAAGCAGAGCUGCCUGGAGCGGCUUGACAAGUUGCAAGAGAAGCCCCUGAGCAAGGGACAGCGCGCUCUGCCCGUGCCGGAUGACAAGCCGAGCCGAAAACGAGGAGGGCGUCGCGCGCGCAAGGCCAAGGAAGCUACCGCCAUGACUGAGCUACGCAAGGCGCAGAAUCGUGUAGCCUUUGGCAAGGAGGAGAAGGAAGCAGGCUACGGUGCAGGAGACUCCACUGUGGGCAUGGGCAUGAUCGGACAGACUGACACCGGCCGGGUGCGCGGGACACAGAUCGACGCGCGCACGCGCGCAAAACUAAGCGCGAAGAACAAGGGCUGGGGCGGCCUCGCGAGCUCGGUCACGGGCGGCGCGGCAUCAUCGCUCAAGGGCUUCGGCCAGACACCUGGUGGCCUCGACCUGCGGGGCAACGGACUGCGAACAUCUGGAGUGGGUACUACGGUGGGCGGUGGUGGAACCAUGUCAUCUCUCAACUUCACGCCAGUACAGGGCCUGGAGCUGGUGGAUCCAAAGGUUCAGGCAGAGCUGAAGAGGAAACGUGACGCCGAGCAAGAUCGCUGGUUCAAGGGCGGCACAUUCACACAGGUCGGCGGUGACAGCAGCAAGACGAGCAGUGAUGGCGUUUUCAAGAAGCCCGCCCUGCCACCACCCAAGCGGGUUGACACGGGCGCGACGAAGAAGUGAAGAGGAGACAGUAUCAAAGCGGAGCGAAUAUUCCGGUGGAGGCAGCGCGCCUAGCAGCUGAGCAGAGGACGCCACAGGCCUGGGCGAAUAGGAAGACAGAUGAUAGCUAAUCGUGCUGGCUCCAGUAGGCAUCUGAAGAGCAAAAUAGGGUUUACUUGAUACGAAUCCCAACCAGUAAGCUGGUUAGUGUGUUGGGGAAAAGCAUCGCGGAACCAUGCACCAGCCCCUCAAUCAAGACAGCUCGCACGGAUCUCAAACGAAAAUGAUGUGGUGGGACUUGACCAAGCGCGUGCUGCCUUGUGAGGCGACCUCUCGUGAGAUGACCCGGUGUGUGGCCCACGACGGACAACUCAACGUGAGAUGUAGACCGUCGGUGGGAUUUCCUCCCGUCCGUCCGAGAUGGGAAAGUAGAUAGAUGUUGACGGACCAAGCCCGGUGCUCACAAGUGCAGGCUGAUCACGACCCCAAGGGCCAAAGGGCCCAAGCACCCCCCCAAAAAAAGUGGUCAAUUGUUAGAAAACCUGACACACCAAGCUUGUGGAAUCGUCCCCUCCAAACCUCCCGUCACCCCGCUCCGGAAAGCUUGGUCCCCAAGCCUUGGUGCAUGAUGGCUAGAGCUUGCGCUCGGCUUCUCUGUCGCGAUGACUUGCUGGCAUGAUGGGGGCUGCGAUAAAAAUGAAAGACUGGUUCCUGUUGGCCUCUUCUGUGUCUCUUCCGGGUCGGGAUGCAGGCAAGGCGGUUAGCAGCUAAGCGGGCUCGGCAGGUGCUCCAUUGGCAGAUCACUGGUAGAACAGGUUGUGGAUGUUGUUGUGAUGAUGUCCUGAGAUGUUGAUGACUGGAAUGUGGCGAGACGAGGACGCGCAAGACAUGUAUGGGUAGGGAGUGAGACGCUGGGGGUGGUGCAAACCCCGCCUGCUGCAACGCCAACCGGCCACGGCGUGAUGGGAAAUCUUGCUUGGAGGCGAGCUCGAGGAUGGGGAUUUGCUCAGAAUCCCAUCUUCGCCUAGACUGGAUGGAUGGCAGGACUAGUGGGCUGAUCGUCGGUUCACUAUCUAGCUGUCUACUUUUCCCAUUUGAUUGCACCCGGGUUCUCGCCCCUCGAUCCUCCCCGCAAAUUGCCAUACUGUGGCAUGCGAGGCAACAGGCAGGAUGAUGUGUCGCGUGUUUUCUGUCCCAUUCUUUUUGUCAUAAACUGUCAUAAACUGUCAUGCCGGACCAAGUGGCGAUGCCGCAUCUCUGAUCAACGCAAACUGACUUGACUAUGAUGGCAUUUUCAGUGGAUUUGCCCGAGUCUGACCACUUGGGUGAACAGGGGACAUAGGCCCCGCAGCGUAUCAGAGCAGUCCACAUACAUGCCAGUACACCAAUACUGAGGUAAGAGCUCGGAAAACCUGUUUGUCUCAGGGUCCUUGGGCCCUGCAUGGUCCAUAAUAUAUCUGUUCUGCGUGGGGUGCGACGGGUCUGGCCAAAAACAUGUGCUGCUGCAACCUGGACUGCGCGCGCAUGCACCUUCGCGCUUCGCGUGGGCUAAGAGCUAGUCUCCCAAGUCUCGACGGCGUUGGGAGAAUGGUCGGGUGCCCCAUUGGCUGAUUGGGCAAGCGUCAGGUUGAGAAACCUGCUCCGGGUCACUGGUGUAUAGAUAUCAUUUCACUUCCAAGGCCCGGGAAUCGUGUUGACCACUCGCAUGGCGGCCGCCAAGGCAG
Molecule: messenger RNA, 3703 nt
Organism: Diaporthe batatas
Lineage: Eukaryota; Fungi; Ascomycota; Sordariomycetes; Diaporthales; Diaporthaceae
Product: U4/U6-U5 snRNP complex subunit PRP31
Exons: 2
Coding region: 189-2000 (603 amino acids)
Biological process (GO): spliceosomal tri-snRNP complex assembly; mRNA splicing, via spliceosome
Cellular component (GO): precatalytic spliceosome; U4/U6 x U5 tri-snRNP complex; U4 snRNP
Source: RefSeq, a predicted model, not a curated record